Messenger RNA from Nerophis lumbriciformis (worm pipefish), 2002 nucleotides. It is a transcript of the gene erh, whose product is annotated as ERH mRNA splicing and mitosis factor. The record is from RefSeq and is a predicted model, not a curated record. Lineage: Eukaryota; Metazoa; Chordata; Actinopteri; Syngnathiformes; Syngnathidae.
ACCGGAAAUGUACCCAUUCCACUUCCCUUGACUAUAUUAGCGUAGCUAGUUGCUACGACGCAAGGGGAAUUGUUCAGCUUCGAGUUGUAUUUCAGCCGACUUCUUCCAGCCGAAUAAACUGCAACGUCUGGAUUCGCACAGAUAUGUCGCACACUAUCCUUUUGGUUCAGCCGACCAAGAGACCCGAAGGCCGGACAUAUGCAGACUACGAGUCGGUGAAUGAAUGCAUGGAAGGUGUGUGCAAAAUGUAUGAAGAACAUUUGAAGAGGAUGAAUCCAAACAGCCCGUCCAUCACAUACGAUAUUAGUCAGUUGUUUGACUUUAUUGACGACUUGGCAGAUCUCAGCUGUCUUGUUUACAGAGCUGACACCCAGACGUACCAGCCGUAUAACAAAGACUGGAUCAAGGAGAAGAUUUAUGUCCUGCUGAGGCGUCAAGCUCAGCAAGCAGGGAAGUAGAAAGAAGUCUUAUCGCUUUUGUCCUUCUACACACAUCUGAAAAAGGUAUAUUGUGUAAAACAUUUACAUUUCCGUUAUUUUCUGAGAUAUGUGUAAUGGGACAACAGAGUACUAUAAAGGGAGGAUGCCCAUAUUUUAUAUUGGGGAAGGCUUAGGUUGUAAGGCACAUGUUUGUUACCAGUUACAUUUAGAAAAUAGACUCCUUUUAGCAAAAUGAAAACAUUUUACCUUUCUUUUUCUCUGUCAUCUGUCCUCAUUUUAACGAAAGCCAAUACAUGUGUUGUCAUUUACUGUAUACCGUAUUUUCUGGACCACUAGCCGCCCUGGUAUGUAAGCCACGGCCACCUAAUUUUUGAUGAUUUGUUUUUCCAUAUAUUAACCGCACCGGACACACAGGACAGGCCAAACGUUUGGACACACCUUCUCAUUUCAAUGCGUUUUCUUUAUUUUCAUGAUUAUUUACAUUGUAGAUUGUCACUGAAGUGAAAACCCUAUUAGGUGACUACCUCUUGAAGCUCAUGGAGAGAAUGCCAAGAGUACGCAAAGCAUUAAUCAGAGCAAAGGGUGGCUAUUAUGAAGAAACUAGAAUAUAAAACAUGUUUUCAGUUAUUUCAAUUUUUUUUGUUAAGUACAUAACUCCACAUGUGUUCAUUCAUAGUUUUGAUGCCUUCAGUGACAAUCUACAAUGUAAAUAGUCAUGAAAAUAAAGAAAACGCAUUGAAUGAGGAGAAGGUGUGUCCAAACUUUUGGCCUGUACUGUAUAUAUACCGGUAUGUUGAGAUAUUUACAUGGAAAGAUUUUGUUUUUAUUUAAUUCCCGAGCACGGCCACCACUGCUGCUCACUGCUCCCCUCACCUCCCAGGGAUGAGUCAAAUGCAGAGAGUAAUUUCACCACACGUACUGUGUGUGUGACUAUCAAUGGUACUUUGACUUUAUACCAUAAUAGUUUCCAAACGGUGCCUGUAACAUGGCAGUAAAACGCUUGAUCAAACAAUACAGAAAAGUUAUUGAUGGCUUUAUUCAUCCUUUAUGGGAUGAAUAAGAUUUUCCUUUUAUUAAUAGGGUUAAAUAUGUUAGGUUUCUUCUUCCUUGUACAGUACUUUGUAAACAUUUUUGAGUUUGAACAGUUUCUUAAAGUGUAUCAUUUUAGUUUGAUUUCCAUUCCGUAAUAAACCAUAGAUCAGCCGCACAUUUGUAUAAACACAUGGUUCAAAGUUUGGGGGGAAAGAAGUAUCAGCUUUUAGUCCAGAAAAUACGGUAAAUUAAUUUAAUAUUCAUAUGCAGAUGGAAUACGGUUAAUGUCAACAAACUGACCUGACCCCUCACAAUUACAUGUGUCCCAUACAUCCAUUUUCUAUACCGCUUGGCCUUUAUAGGAUCACAUCUGAGCUGGAGCCUUUUACAAUAUGUUUUAUGUUACUCUGACUUGCAGUGGUUACUUUAUUUGUGCUUAAUGCUGUUGUUGUCAACCAUUUGUUUUACAUGUGUCUUAUUUCAAGGAAAUGGCAACAACGGCUUGUUUCCUAAUAAAGUUUUGGUAUCAA